GAAUGACUGAGAAAAGACUUUUUAAAGAAAUGUUGUAUGCUCUUGGAAAUUUGAUGAUAGAAUCUGAAAACAGUAAUUUUUACGUUCAAACAUUUUUAUCAGGUACAGCAUCACAAGAUGUUACCAAUAGCUUUAAAGCAACAGAUUAUUCCUUUGAGUUUGUCAAGUGUCCCCUGUUAUCAAACAAAUCAAUUAUUGAAAAUUUUAAUUAUUUUGCUGAAAAAGGAGGAGAUAAAAAGAAACUUUGGAUGUGCAACACCAAAUUUUUACAGCUUUUAUAUGAUACUGGUGGACUACUACGAGCACUGGAAACUGUUCUUGAUAAAUGUUUCAAAAGAGGUAGAUUCUUUCUAAAACUGCAGGAUAAAAAUUUUACACUAUUUGAUGACAUAUUUCAUGUUGUCAUUAAUACUCUCGUGAAUAAGUAUAAAUUGGACAAAUUUAUUAUGAAAAACCGUGAAGCUAGUUGUCAGCAAUUAUACCACUGCAUUGGAGCCAUUCCGGUUCAGCUUGAUACAAAAUUGGAUAGUGAGUGUACUGUAACAGUAGAAGACCUGAAGCGUGAUGGGUUUUUAAUUCUAAGGAAUCCUGGUCCUAAUACUUACUUUAUUGAGAUGCCUUUUUACUUUAUUUACAUAUACAACAUAUGGUUGAACACAAUCCCUACUACUAUACACAAAAUGUUUCAGCCUGAAUCACAAAUGGCCUGGGAUACCUGGGAGAAAUUUGUAGCUAAUUAUGAGGUAUUUCGCAACAACAUACUUGUUGAGCUAGAGAAGCAUAAAGAUGGAAUUUCUUUGAAAGAAUUUUAUCGUGGAGCAAUUGGCAAAGUCUCUGUUUUGAACAUCUGGGUGAGGCUUGAAAAGCUUGAAUUAUUCAUGGAUCUGGAUGGCUUGGUUAUUGUAAAUGGCUAUUCAGCACCAUUUGCUGAUGUUUUUUUAUUACGUAAAAUAAUUCCUGAAAGUAGAAAUCUUCUUAUAGCAUUUCAACAGAAAUGGUACAUUACAUCACAAAAAUUUACCAUAGAUGAUGCUGUAAAAGAAUGCAAUAAGAACAAAAAUGCUUAUAAAGAUGUAAAAGAUGAUAAUUUGAGGAAAUUUCUUGAGGAGGCUCAUAUUGUGACUGUCAUUUUUACAUCACGACCAUUUAAAGGGAAUCCUAAAGAUCUACCAGAUGACUGCCUGAUUAUUUCAAAGGAGAACUUCAAUCAGUAUUUUGGCCCCUUGUUUGCCUUACGAUUGACUUUUGAUAUUAUAAAUGAUCUCAAUAUCAACUCUGCAGAGCCCAAUCAAAUUGCUAAUGUGAUCAAAGGGGCUGAAGAGGUCAUAUCUAAGGCUAUAUAUGAGAAUCGACCAUAUAAAAGUGCCACUGAAGUUAUUGAAAAAGUUGUUGAAAAGAAUUCAACUUGUAGAAGUUACCUUGAGGACAUUAGAACUCAGCUGGAGAAUUGUUCAUAUACUCCAUACUCAUUUCUGGAUAAUGAGCAAGAUUCAAUGAUAUUAGAUGAUAAUGUUAUAGAAAUGGAUGUUAACUUGCAAGAUUAG
Funneliformis geosporum is the source of this 1544-nucleotide messenger RNA. The record is from the annotation of a GenBank genome assembly. Lineage: Eukaryota; Fungi; Glomeromycota; Glomeromycetes; Glomerales; Glomeraceae.